GACGUGUCAAAGGAAAAUCGCGCGCUGGCCUGCCCUCGGAAUGCUUUGGGAACGAACCCGUUGGCACUGUUUGAUGACCGAUCGCAGCGUACUGCCGUGCUACUGAAAGUUAGACGAUACAUGUACAUACAUACGAGCGAUACGUACAUGAGGCCCUCCGAGAGUUGAAGUUCGCGUCAGCUGGAAGUUGACCUAAAAAUCACGUUAUUUAUAUUUGUGUGUCGACCCACCUGAAAAUUUUAAAGUUUAAUCGCGUUGCUGAUAAUUUACUCUAACUCAUGCUGACUAAAUUUGAUCACUCUCUCGCUUGACUUUGUAUGACAGUUUGUAUCCAGGGAAUAGCGCUCCGUUUUUGUUUUCCUCGUUAUGUGUGAUUUAUGGUCUCCACCAGACCAGCCGUUGGAAUCCCCUCGGUUCCCAGCCGUUCAUCACCACGGAGCGUGUCAAGCGUCCCACCCGUCUCUCCUUCCCCUCCAUCUCUCCUCACCCAUUCCUCACCUUGUCCCCCUCCCCGUGUAACCGUUCCGCCUCUAUUCGUCCAACCUCGUUCCUCGCCCACCCUCGUUCCGACCCCACCGCGACUGUCAUCGUCGUCCGCUCUCCGGAAAUUUGCGCAAGUCGUCUGCCCUCCUGGAUGCCUGCCACGGUCCGGUGUUCGGCUCGUCGCUUCCCUCAACUCGAGUCGAGUCGCACCGGCGCGGUGUGGGGCGGGCGAGACUCGGCGGCGGGCGACGGCGAGCGUCAGUCAUCGCCGUGCCGCCGCGCGGGCCGGAGCGAACCGGAGCGAGCGAGCGUCGGACUGGAGCUCGAGACGGUGUGUGGGGAUCAGUGGCGAGCGAGUGGUGACGCUGUGGUAGACGGAACAGCAGGAAGAGUUUUGUGUGAGUGUGAAGAGUCUGAGGUACUGCUGCGGUGUGGGGAGAAGCGUUGUUGACGUUGCUUCCAAAGGCUCGGAGUGAUCGAAACGAGCUGUGAGCUGCUCAGUGACGUAUCGGUAACCUGGACAAGAACCGCGUGGUUGUGUGAUUUUGGACUCUUACGGAGCUCCAGAAAACCAAAGCGCUGGAUUUUGAGUGACAAGUCUGCCGGCAAACCAGUGUCUGGUCGCGAGUGGGCGUAUCUGUCCCACGUGUCCCACAGUGACUUCUGAGUGGGAUCCAGUCGUACCCCUAGCCUGACCUGCCGCCCGGGUCGGGUCGGGUCAGGUCGGGCCACCGCGCGAAUGCUUGAGCGAAGAGCCAUGGUGGCGCGGGUGAUCUACCCGCCACCUCCUCCGCCCCCUCCUCCACCACCUCCCCCGCCACCGCCUCCACGACCGCCUUACUCUUCAGUGGAUGUCACGGAGAACCUCAUCAAUAGAUACCUGACUGCCGAGGAGCAGCAGCUUCUGCUCGACAUCCGACGGAGGAAGGCCGAACUGCUGCAGGAGAUCCAGCAACUGAAAGAUGAGAUCAGCGAGGUUGCAAUGGACAUGGAGUCGGUGGAGUCAGGCGAGGACGGGAAAAACGACCAGAAAAAGAAACAGCUCUCCAUCGGACGGAAAAAGUUCAACAUGGACCCGAAGAAGGGCAUCGAGUUUCUAUGUGAACAUGAGCUCCUCAAGAACACCGCUGAAGAUAUCGCCGAGUUCCUACACAAGGGCGAGGGCCUGAACAAGCGCGCCAUCGGCGACUACCUCGGCGAGCGAGCCGACUUCAACAUCGCCGUGCUGACCGCCUUCGUCAACCUGCACGACUUCAGCGACCUGAUCCUGGUCCAGGCCCUGCGGCAGUUCCUGUGGAGCUUCCGGCUGCCGGGAGAGAGCCAGAAGAUCGACAGGAUGAUGGAGUGCUUUGCCAAGAGAUACUGCGAGCUCAACCCGGAUAUAUUCACCAGUGCAGACACGUGCUACAUCCUGAGUUACGCCAUCAUCAUGAUGAACACGUCACUGCACAACCCCAGUGUCAAGGACAAGCCGUCGGUGGAGCAGUUCAUCAGCAUGGUGCGAGGUAUCGACGACGGAGGUAACCUGCCGCGGGAGCUGCUGGUCAGCCUCUACGAGAGCAUCAAGUCUGAGCCGUUCAUGAUUCCUGAAGAUGACGGCAACGAUCUUAUGCACACCUUCUUCAAUCCGGACAAAGAAGGAUGGUUGUGGAAACAGGGUGGCCGCUACAAGUCGUGGAAGCGACGGUGGUUCAUCCUGAAUGACAACUGCCUCUACUACUUCGAGUAUACGACGGAUAAGGAACCGCGAGGCAUCAUACCGUUGGAAAACAUUCAGGUCCGUGAAGUGGAGGACCGCAGCAAGGCGAGCUGUUUCGAACUGUACGCCUCUGGCACCGACUACAUCAAGGCCUGCAAGACGGACAACGACGGAAAGGUGGUGGAGGGGAAGCACACGGCCUACCGCAUGUCGGCGGCCACCCAGGAGGAGAUGAACGAGUGGAUCAAGGCCAUACAGCAGAGCAUCAGCCUCAACCCAUUCUACGACAUGCUCGCAGCCCGGAAGAGGAAAGCUCAAAAGCCACCAGCGCGGUAACGCAGCCGGCGACGGUGGCGCCGUGCCGUGGGACUAGAGACAGCUGCGAGUGCGCGCCACCGCCGCUAGGGGCGCUGUAAUCGGGACUUAUCGUGUGCGUCCGUGAGAAGCGAACGAGUGUGUAUGAUGCGAAUGAAAAGACUACGCUGCGUGUCGCGAGGUGCAAUUGUGGCGCAGUGCGGCGUGUGUGGUGCACGCCUGGCGCGGAUGUGAUAAAGGCGCCGAUGUGGGCGCAUUUUAUACGUUCUACGACAUUCCGGAGGGAUGCUAUGCUGACGGAGUACAAAUGGCUGAUUCGCUGCGAUGUAGCGGGUUCGUUCAGAGAUUGAGGGUGAUGUGUGUGAAGUGUGAGGCUGCCGAGUGGCGAAGCAUCUAUUGUAUUUAAAUGUUGUGCUCGUAGACGGUUACAUAAGUGAACAAUAAACUGUGACAGAAAA
Messenger RNA from Amphibalanus amphitrite, 2955 nucleotides. It is a transcript of the gene step, whose product is annotated as cytohesin-1-like. The transcript has 10 exons. Gene Ontology annotation, molecular function: guanyl-nucleotide exchange factor activity. Gene Ontology annotation, biological process: regulation of ARF protein signal transduction. Bases 1223 to 2518 code for a protein of 431 amino acids. The record is from RefSeq and is a predicted model, not a curated record. NCBI's taxonomy places the organism in Eukaryota, Metazoa, Arthropoda, Thecostraca, Balanomorpha, Balanidae.